UCCCGCUUGUCAUAUAGCUGGUAACGAACUGCACAGAGACGCUCGUUUUAGGGGCCCUUUUUACCUAUAUUUUUCGUUCGUGGUAAAUGAGAACAUGGUGCGCACAAAAGUUUCUCGUGCUGCUACAAAGCGGGGCCAAAACAGUUCCGAUUCGAAACUGUACAUCGAAAUGAAGCUGCGAGAUUUCGACGUAAUCUCGGAUUGCCAUUUGACCAAUAUAGAGUUGAAAUAUCAGAACGAUAUGGAUAAACUGAAUCGUGCGUUUGAGGUUUUGCGUUCCCGUAUUCCGAAAAAUCUGCUUUCACUCACCAUGGGAGAAUUGCGUGCCAUGCCAAAGGCAACAGAAGAACUCAACACUUCAGCUCCACUGAACCAAACAGUAAGUGCAAAUAUGAGCGCACUACUGGAGAAAUCUUGCCGCAAAAAGUCGAAAGAUGAUGGUUACCUUACAGAGGAAAGCGAACAUGGCGAUACGUACCGGGUCGGGUCACUGAUGCCCACGUCGAAGGCACGUUUCGGUCCACUGAUGUCCGCUAGAAUACGACGACGUAGCAAAUCGACCAGUUCUAUCACGACGCCCCACGUGAACCGUUCACUUUUCACUGUACCGCAAAGUGCGAUGGUUGGAAAAACGCAACCGCCCAUCGGAUCGGCCCUUAAAGCACCGGCACCGCGAACGGAACGUGCUUCACGAUCGAAGCAAAAAACCUCGCCCGUGCAACGCCCUAAAGCGAUCAGUGCCGACCGAGGUUACGGGAUAAUUACACCAAAGGUACAGCCGUAUGCUGCACUCGCAAUGAUGCGACAUGCGAAGCAAGGGGAAUCGGUGUUCUCCAUUACCGGUAGCCCUGUUGUUACAGCUAAUAUGCUCGAGUCGAGCGCAAACGUUAACAUUCCCGUGCUGAACGGUAUGCUUGCCAUCAGACCAACCGAGCUGGAUGUUGUCGAUGAAUCGUUGCUACGUAAGAUCGAUCCGAACGUGCUGCUUGAGCUUAAGCAGCUGCAAAGUAAUUUGGACAAAAUUAUGAGCACACUUAAUAUCUCCUAACAUAAUUAACCGCGGGUCGAUUGCUCCGCUAAUUUUCUGUGUCUCCAUUUGGUUUAACUGAUAGUUUAAUUUCCGAUCUUGACGAUAUAUCGUAAGCCAUUUCAUGAUUAUUCUUUUCGAACUAAAUAAAACGUUCCCAUCAAAACAUAAUCUGCAAAUCGGAUGAAUCACGUUACAAAUGAAAGAAUGACAAUUAUAAGCCCUAUUGUG
Molecule: messenger RNA, 1258 nt
Organism: Anopheles moucheti
Lineage: Eukaryota; Metazoa; Arthropoda; Insecta; Diptera; Culicidae
Product: borealin-like
Exons: 5
Coding region: 95-1048 (317 amino acids)
Biological process (GO): mitotic sister chromatid segregation
Cellular component (GO): chromosome, centromeric region; spindle midzone; chromosome passenger complex
Source: RefSeq, a predicted model, not a curated record